GGUGUUUCCGCCGGGGCCCGUUCGUUACCGGACCACUCCCCCGGGGCGCGGGGCCGCAGCCUCCAGAAUCACUUCAAAACAAGCGCUGCUGGCAGGAUGCUGGUCUCCCUGCUCUUCCCCCCGGCGAGCUGGCCCGUGCGACGCCUCGGCCGUGACUUGCAGCGGUGCCGGUGGUGGCGUGGGCGGAAGGGGGCUGCCUGUCCCCACCGGGGCCUGCGAACCUCACGGGCAGCCAGCAGCCGUGACGCUGCCCCCGUUUUCACUAGGGCUUUGAAUUUUGGUGAUAAAAUCGCCAUCGUUGACCAACACGGUGAGCACACUUACAGGGACCUUUUCCGCCAGAGCCUGCGCCUGUCGCAGGAGAUCUGUAGGGUCCUGGGGUGCUCCAGCAGAGACCUGAAGGAGGAGAGGAUCUCAUUUCUGUGCCCCAAUGAUGCCUCGUACGUGGUUGCCCAGUGGGCUUCCUGGAUGAGCGGAGGCAUAGCGGUGCCCCUUUACAAGAAGCACCCCGUGCAGGAGCUGGAGUACGUGAUCCAGGAUUCGCAGAGCGCGCUAGUCGUCGCAGCAGAGGAAUACGUGGGGAAAAUAGCCCCCAGUGCUGAGAAGCUGGGAGUCCCGGUUCUGCCGCUUCCUAAGUCUGGUGGCGAUGGAUCUGCAAGUCACGCAGCAGUGGAAGACGUGCCCUUGGCGUCCUGUGCCUCGUGGAAAGACAGGGGAGCCAUGAUAAUCUACACAAGUGGGACCACGGGAAGACCGAAAGGGGUCCUCAGCACCCAUGAGAACGUGCAGGCCGUGACCACGGGGCUGGUUGAAAAAUGGGAGUGGAAGAAGGAGGAUGUUAUUCUGCACGUGCUGCCUUUACAUCAUGUCCACGGGGUGAUCAAUAAGCUGCUCUGUCCUCUCUGGGUGGGAGCGACAUGCAUCAUGUUACCCGAGUUCAGCGCACAGAUGGUUUGGAAGAAGUUCCUAAGCUCCCAAGCUCCCCGUGUCAACGUCUUCAUGGCAGUGCCCACCAUCUAUGCAAAGCUGAUAGAAUAUUACGACAAGCAUUUCUCUCAGCCACAGGUCCAGGACUUUGUGCGUGCCUUUUGCCAGGAGAAUAUCAGGUUGAUGGUAUCGGGCUCUGCAGCCCUGCCUGUGCCUGUCCUGGAGAAGUGGAAGAGCAUCACUGGGCACACGCUGCUGGAGAGGUAUGGGAUGACGGAGAUUGGGAUGGCGCUUUCUAACCCUUUGCAUGGAGUCCGUGUCCCAGGUUCUGUGGGGACCCCGCUGCCAGGGGUGGAGGUGUGCAUUGCCACCGAGACUUUGAGGAGUGGUGGUCGCUCCUACACCGUUCAUGCUCAGGGAGAUGAAGACGGCACACAGGUGACUCCGGGUUUUGAAGGCCAAGAAGGGGAGCUGCUCGUCAGGGGGCCCUCGGUGUUCCGCGAGUACUGGAACAGACCCCAGGAAACAAAAGGCGCUUUCACACCCGACGGCUGGUUCAAAACAGGGGACACGGCAGCCUACCAAGACGGCGUGUACUGGAUCAAGGGCCGCACCUCGGUGGACAUCAUCAAGAACGGCGGGUUCAAAAUCAGCGCUCUGGAGGUGGAGCGGCAGCUGCUCGCCCACCCGCACAUCACAGACGUGGCUGUGAUCGGGCCCCCGGACAUGGUCUGGGGCCAGCGGGUGAGCGCCGUGGUGCAGCUGCGCAGGGGCGAGAUGCUCUCGGUGACCGCCCUGAAGGAGUGGGCCAGGGAGACCAUGGCACCGUACACCAUCCCCACCGAGCUGAUCGUGGUGGAGGAGAUCCCACGCAACCAGAUGGGAAAAGUCAACAAGAAGGAGCUGCUGCAGCGCUUUUACCCAGCCUAACACACGGCCUCGGGCCAGGACCAGGAGCCUGGGGGUGCUCCACUCGCUGCCACAUCCAUUUCCAGGGGCUGAAGUGGUGCCAGCAAGGAUCAGCAGGGGCAGGUCUGCGCUCACUGCACUCCUGUCUGUGAAACAAAGCCCAAUAAAAGUGAGAUUCACCCUG
Molecule: messenger RNA, 2020 nt
Organism: Cygnus atratus (black swan)
Lineage: Eukaryota; Metazoa; Chordata; Aves; Anseriformes; Anatidae
Gene: ACSF3
Product: acyl-CoA synthetase family member 3
Exons: 10
Coding region: 97-1857 (586 amino acids)
Biological process (GO): fatty acid metabolic process
Molecular function (GO): medium-chain fatty acid-CoA ligase activity
Source: RefSeq, a predicted model, not a curated record